Messenger RNA from Branchiostoma floridae (Florida lancelet), 3616 nucleotides. RefSeq lists its product as uncharacterized. NCBI's taxonomy places the organism in Eukaryota, Metazoa, Chordata, Leptocardii, Amphioxiformes, Branchiostomatidae. The record is from RefSeq and is a predicted model, not a curated record. The transcript has 15 exons. The coding region runs from base 321 to 2501 and encodes 726 amino acids.
CAAUCCCCACGACUGACUUCCAUCUGAGUGGUGGGAAACCCGGAUGUCAGACUGACCUCCUUUCUGUGAAGGGAGGAGACUCUGGAGUUUCACACCCCUCGUGGCUUGAUUUGAUCAAUGGAGAUACAUAUAAGAUAUUCUUCGACCUUAAAAGGGAUGUUAACUACAAGAUAAGGAGGAGUUCUGAAGCCUUGGUCGUUUAUUCGGACGGAAGGUGGAACUGCCAUGCUCCUGAAGACACGCUUCACGUAUACGACAGCUAUUUAAACGGCGGGAGUGGUAACACUGAUAACAAGAAGGUCUCCUGCUAUGGUUUUGUAAUGACGUACGAUGAAAGCAAUGGCAAGAUGGUCGUCACAGAAGACGAUUAUAAAGCUACCAUAAAGGAGUUAGGCAGAUAUUCUUUGCGUCCCAACACCGUGAACUCAAUUGUGGCCAGAGUCGAGUACGUCAGUCCAUUGGAGCACUCCCAGAGCAGCAGUUCGGCUUUAGCGAGUAUCAUGGAAGCGCCCUGCGAGGUGAAGUGGUCCAACUCCUACCAGAUCAAACCUGCAGAGGUGGGCGGAAAGUGUCUGUACUUUGUUGCGGCGUCUGCAGGAGACAUUUUUGUUGUCUUUUCCGCCAUCCCGAGGGACAAGACCACCUGGUACCAUCUCCAGAUCAGUUUCCAAGGUGUUGCGCUCUACAAGGGAAUGAAACUGGUUAAAUACGAGGGAGCGAAAAACGCUAGAAGUCUUGGAGAUCGGAAACUGUUUCGGCCAUACUUCAUUUGCAUUGAAGAAAACAUGGAAGAACAACGAACGGACAUUAGAUAUGGCAUCGGCUCAGAUAAUUCAGAAAAGGGCUUGAUAUACAUGAUCUACAGUGAUAAUAGUGAGCCAUUGGGUAUUCUGUUCUACUCCUUUGGAAGCGGGGAAAAAGACAUAGAGAUCAUGGACGCCAGGGUCAUUGAGGGAGGCGCCACAGGACAAAUGGAAUGUACAGGGGGAACUACCAUGGUGGAUGGCAGAUGUGUGGAAGACUGUCACCCAGAAUGUAACGGAUGUAUCCCAAGGUCCCCGGGAUCAAAGCUCGACACCGAAUGUCGUCUCUGUAAGCACGUUUCCCUUAAACUGGAUGGUGGAGCAGUCCAAUGUGUGGCAGCAUGCCCAGAAGGAUUUCUUGCCAGUAAGGAUGGCUUGUGUGUGCAACAGUGUCACGAAGAAUGUAACGGAUGUACCCCAGGGUCCCCAGGAUCACAGCUCGACACCGAAUGCGUCGAGUGUAAGCACUACUCCAUGACUAAGCUUGAUGGAACUACUCAAUGCGUGCCAACAUGUCCUCCCGACCUAAAACCGUCACUAAAUGAAAUGAAGUGCCGCCUAUGUCCACACUACGCCGUCCGCAUGGAAGAUCAGACACUUAAAUGCGUUUCAGCAUGCCCCGCCUACCAUGCAGUCGGCGACGAUGGAUUGAUGUGCGAACCAUUUUGGAGGGACGACGGAAAAUGUGGUUCAGGAAACGCCGCACCAGGAAAGAAUCCCGGACAGUGUGACCCAAGCGGUGCUGAGCCCUGUUGUUCCCCACAGGGACAGUGUGGAGCUAGCGCCGCCCACUGCACCUGCUCAGGCUGUAAAGACUACCGAUGGCUGGACAUGAAAACGGUAAGGGUUGUUGGGCAAUCAGGAUAUCCGCAUGCGAGCGGAGGAGUGACAUAUGGUGCCGAAAAAACUGUGGAUGGGAACGUAGGAACCUGGUGGAACGCUCAAGGUACCAACCGAUGGCAUAACAACUGGUACAUCGCUUACGACCUCGGAGCGCCCUUCACAGUGACCAAAGUCGCUCUUAUUAACUUUGGAGACUCAGCCCAUGACGUCAAAAAAUUCCAAAUGUUAAAGUCAGAGAGGAAGAUGCCAUGGAGCUGGUCGUUUGCCAUGUCCGCUAUUAACGUGAGAGACAGUACGGAUGCUCUACAGGAAUUCGGCGGUUUCAGGGAAACAGCGCAGUAUUGGCUAUUCAUAGUCAAGGAGACUCAUUCUGGCUACCAGCCGUGGUUAAAAGAAGUGCAAUUCCAUGGAUUCACAACUGUUGUCAACGUCGCCAAGGAAAUGGAAGCGUCUCAAACCAGCAGCGCUGAUGGCGGGGUCGCCAGGCUUGCUGUAGACGGGAACAUCGAUACCAACUGGGCUGGCGGAUCCUGUACCAGAACUACCGCAGUGGAUAAUCCCGUUUGGAAGGUGGAUCUCUCUCAGUCGUAUGCGGUUAAGAACGUGGUCAUCUUUAACAACGAUGACCGAAUCAACCCCUUCAACAUCCACAUCGGGGAUAACGAGGACGUAAGCACGAACCCCAAAUGCGGUGGUGACCAUCGUUUUCACAGGAAUUCGAAUCCACGUGAGAAAUCAGUUUCCAUGAACGUUCCAUGUGCUGGAAUGCGAGGACGUUAUGUGGGCAUCCGUGCACCCGGAUCUUCCCGAGUUCUCUCCUUGUGCGAAGUCCGAGUGUUUUCUGAUGACAUCUGAUGGGAUGACCCUUACGGACACUGCGGUCAAGAAGAAUGCAGCGAAUGAGUGACUGCAGAAAACUCAGCGUCAUCAAGAAACAAUAACGAAAAUUUGCUUUCAACUUUAAACAAAGCUUUUGGCAUGCCGUUACCCGAAUAAAAUACAAAAUAACUUAAUGUUUCACGUUUUGUAUUAUAUACCUGUCUCUCUAAGCAAGGCCUAGAGAGACAGGUAUAAAAUACAAAACAUUAAAAGUUAAUUCCAAAAUAGUUUCAUCAGGUUGGUAGAAUAUAAGAGAAUUCUUGUACGCAACCAGGUUAAACUUAAUUGCUUAGGUUAUGGUUUAAAAAAGUCAACCCCAGUGAUGAACUGGGACGAGGGAGGGUACAAACUUGGCCACGUUUGGGAUAGUGUUUUCGCCGCAAAGGCGCCACUUACUUCGGCUACAUAUAGCGGCGAGAAGCAGAAAUCCAGUGAGAAGCUUCGAGGAAGGUGUCUGAUAGACACCGAAACGUCAGCAAGUACGUUUAACCUGGUUGUGUACAAGAACUUUCCCAUAUCAAUUAAAAGUUUUAAGUUUUGAUUAUUGAAAACAAUCGUUUACAAACGUGAAGCUUUACAGUGUUCCUUUUGGCCCAUUACAGUGUUGCCAGUGAAUCCUCAAUGCAUAUUGCGCUACAGUUCAACCGCACUAUAUAAAACUUAUGCUAGCCCUUAUUGUUAUGGUGAUUAGGAUAUUUUGCCCUUUAUCUUUAUCUUUACUUUGUACUUUGUGUAGUUACUAUUGCCAUACAUUUUACUAUGUACAAUUGACAUGCAAUGAAGUCCAUUCAUUCGCUUUAGAAUCCCAUUGAAUACAGGAUAGUUGACAUGUAGACUUUGGUAUAAAUGGAAAAAAAUACCAUAAAAGGGGUCACAAAUUCGCAGGUGGUUAAAAUUUGUAUGUAGCUUUAGAAAAACGUACCUAACGAAAAUACAACAAUAUUAGUAGUAAGAAAAGAACAGCCGUACUGAUAUUACAAAACCAAUCUAUAUACCAAAAGGUAUACCCUUAAAAAGGGACCGCGUGGCGCAGUGGCGGCAUUUGCGGCUCGAGACCGAGAGGUUGCGGGUUUGAAUCUAGCCGCUGCCGU